UAGUCCACUCGGUUUCGUUGGAAAAGCGAUUUAUCAGUUGGGGUACUGCCCUCGUUAGUAGUUUUCUUUUGUUGGAGUUAGUGUUUUGCAGUUUGUGAUAAACACUAGUCAAAUAAAAGAGUCAUACUACGUAUCGUAACGCACGCAUACAAUCAAGUCAAGGACUUAUAAUUAGAGGAAAUAUAAGUGGUCACACACUUCAUUUCGAUUUCUAGCUACAACAACCAGUACAUCAACAACAACGACCAGCUCAUCAAGUGAGUAGACUAUAUUUGAUAAAGUGUAACAGAUCUCUUCCUUCUCGAAAUUUAAACUAUGUUCUAGCAUCAACAUCAACGUCAUGGACUACAGCGACUACUUGUAAUUAUUCUGAUAAUGAACUUUACUUUCUCAGUAAAUAUUAUGUCUACUUUGUGUCUAUUUAUUAAAAGGUGGAGCAGCUGCAACUACUGCAUGUUCAUCAGUUUGUACACCAUGUACAUCAUCAACAUCUGGUUUGCUCAUGUCUUUAACGCAGGCAAAUGCUUCAGCUUGGACUGGUACACCUGGUAGUUACUCCACAAUUGGUGGUUAUGCUAAUUAUACAUACAGUUGGGUUGCACCUGGCAGUACAGCUACAAUUAAAUUUGCAUUUUAUACAGCUUCAUCAGAUGAUUAUUGGAAUUUAGAUACAGCUUCUGUUAAAGAUACAGCUAAUAAGGAACAAUUAGUAAACGGAGAUUUUAAUUAUAAUAAUUCAACUGGUUGGAAAUUCACAUGUCGAACUGACUGCUCAUCUGUUCAACGUUUUGGUGUAUUAGGGUCACCAAAUUUGUGGCUUGGUUGUACUGGUACUGGUACUGGUACUGGUACUGGUGUUCAAUAUCAAUAUGCAAGUCAAACAUUUUUAACUGUACCAUGUAUGACAUACAGGGUUAGCUAUCAGAUUGCUCUGUAUAAUCAUAGUGGUAGCACUGCUAAUGCAUAUAUUUAUAUUAAUUAA
Molecule: messenger RNA, 982 nt
Organism: Didymodactylos carnosus
Lineage: Eukaryota; Metazoa; Rotifera; Eurotatoria; Philodinida; Philodinidae
Source: the annotation of a GenBank genome assembly